UGCUAGGAAGGGCUGGGGAGGAAAGUACACCAAUGUUGACGAUGAAUCAUGCGGAUGAAUCCCCCAUGACCUUCCCACAGCACAGCAAACUAUUGACCGAGAUCGGAAAAAACUCACCAAGAGUUGUGGAAAUAUCAGCAAGCCCAGGCUCGCCUUUAAAAGUCACAGACAUCCCCGGUCCCGGUGAGAGACAUUUGCUCUCAAAGAGUAAUCCGAAUAUAUCAGCCGACGGGAAGCCAUUCAAUCAUACUGGAAGGAAGUCUUUCCCAAACCAAGAUCCGUCGACAGCUGCUUUGGCUGCAAUGAUUCGUGCACCGGCUGGUGGGAAUUCCAUUCAUGCCCUCAAUUCCACAACUAUUUCACCUUCACUUUCCUCAACGCAGCCAAAUUCCAACUCUCAUUCAGAUAUUGUAAAACUGAAUGACGUCAUAAUUCGGGAAGGAAGCAACUCAAUGAAGUCUACGAACUCACUAAACGCCGACCGUCCGUCUGCUAACCAAUCGCCAACAUCAAGUUCCCAUGCGUCGAACAAUUUAGUAGCUGUUAGUACUUAGCACAAGACGAUUGUGACGUAGUUAGCAUGUUAGUGAUGGCACUAAGUCUAAAUGCUUUGUGAUAUUUUGUUGUAAUCUAAUGGUUUGAUGCACAUAUGUUCGUGAGCGUGUUUAUAUUACUAGUGAUAUUAUUCGAUACGAUGUUUAAAGCCACAUAAAUACUCAAAAUCAACAAAUACUACGUGAAAUAUUUCGUUAAAUAAAGUUAAAACAUAAACGAGUUACAACAUGCUCGUUUUUAUGUUUUGUGACAAUAUAUCUAGUGUGAAUUACCCGCACGAUAUCGGAACAUUUACGAGCAAAUGAGAGAUUGGUUUCGGGCAGCUAAUGAGAACUACGUCGAGCGUCCGACGCUGCCCGAAGCCCAUCUCGCACUUGCUCGUUAAUGUUCGGAUAUCGUCGCGGGAACUUAACAUGAAAAAUAUUGUGACACAAACAAUAAAAAAAGCAUCAUUAAUCUCGUUAACUCUAUGUUACCAUACCACAUAUACCGUUGAAGUUUCGGCUAUUGCUAUAAGGAAUGCUUAUUGUAAUGGGUUAACUUUAUUUUACGAAAUAUUUCGUUAUAUAUUCGUUGUUUUUGAGUGUUUAUGUUAAGAUAACCAGGAGCGUAGUAUAACUACACGGUUUACUAGUUCAUCGGCAUGAAUGUGUGAAAUGAGUGCUAUGGAGCAAAAGUAUAUGUAGCUUCACGGAAGGACGUUUUCAUUUUAAUGCUUUUCAUCUAGGUAGUUAUAUUUUUGCACCAUAAUUCAUAUGCCAAAUAUUGUUAGCACCCUUUAAACUGUGUAGUAUUUUAAAUAAUUCACGCUUGACGUUAACGUGUCAUGGACCAUUGGUCCCCUAUCAAUGUGAAGGGAAUCUGAACAACUAUGUUCUAGUAAAUAAACAGUCCCUAUGCUUGUUUUACCAGUAGUGUUACAUAGUAUACUUCGCACAGUUCAAUCGUCGAAUAUGUUGGUUGGUUGGUCGGUAAGUAUUGCUUAUUUGUUCGGAGCAUAGCUUUGUUCAGAAUAGAUUGAAUUUCGAAUAACUUGACAUGAACGCUCGUCGUGAGUAGGCAGCGUGUCGAGCAAAAUAACCAGGUCUUUUGGUGAAAGGUUAAUGUCACCAUUCUAGUCAAUUCUUGUUCAUUCUAGUUAAAGGUAUACUUGUAGAAAAAUAGUCAUUGAAACUGCGUUUGGAGCAUAACGUUUAUCAGCAUGAAUGAAUAACCUUGUCAACUGGUCAAAGAUAAAUGUCACCAUUCUAGUUAAUACUAGUUCAUUCAAGUUAAAGGUACAAUUGUAGAAACAAAUAGUCCCUGAAAGUGUGUUUGCAUCAUAACGUUGAUGAGCAUGUAUGGAUUUUCAAGCUAAAUUGUACAUGUGAUCACCUUUAUAAGAUUAUGUGUCAAGCGAAACUACCAGGCCUAAUUUUGAAGUCACAUUUGGAUAUCAAAUGUCGUAUUAAGAAAAUCAUAUCAAUAGGAUAAUUUACUUUGUCGAGUAAGGAUGAAUGUUCAAAAACAUGACACAAUGAGUCAGGUGUCUGGUUUGUUAACCAGUCUCUAAUUAAUAUAUUAAUUUAAGGAAAUCAUUAGAGAACACGUAACUUUAUUCAGCAUGGAUGAAUUUUCAAAUAAAAAGGCAUCAUAUCCCAUGCAAACUAAGAUUUUAUGUAAGCAGGAUCAAUGUCAAGGUAUAAUGGAUCACAAGUCCAAUGUACCUUAUGCAACUGGUUCGUAGGUUCAAGGUCAAGGUCACAUGUAAAAGCCAAUGUUUGAAGUUAUCAGAUUAGUACCUGGAGGGAUUGUCACGCGUAAGAACCAGGUCCCUGGGUCAGAUGUAACAUGAUACGACAUCAUACUUUUAAAGUUGAAAUUAACAAAAAAACUAAAUAAUAAUUUAAUGACCAAAACGAAGAAACUUAUAUUUGAAUGCUAUCUGCUCUAGCUAUUGUACUCUCUCUACCCCAUGUAAACUUUGUCGAAGCAUUUCGAUGAACAACAGACUCAAACUUUCGCUUUAAUUGCAUGCACUAACAAGCUUAAUGAUAAUUUGGCUAAUUGUAUUGGAGGAUUGAAUUGUCAUAUCCGUUUCAUAAGUGAAAAUAUGAAGAUGAAAAUAGGCGCAUUUUCAUGAAUAAAAUAUGCUACUUUAUAACAGUGCUUUUAUUACAGAAUGGAUAUCACAUAUUUUAUUGAUAGUCAAACUUUAAUAUGCAAUGGUAAAAAAAGUGCAUUUAGGAACAAUAUUUGUUGGUUAACACAUACAAUUUAUUAUGUUUUGAAAUACAUGUCCCGAAUUAAUAAAACAUGUCCAUGAACUUGCUUUUUAGAUUCUUUAUGUAAAACUCAAUGUUAAUUUUCCAACUUUACAAAUUGUUAAUUUAUAAGUUUAAUCCUGGUUCAAAGAUUAUACAAUGGAGUUUUUUGUUUGUUACCCCGCUCCUUUUCUCAAUCUAACUCGAAAGUCGUUUCCCAACAUGACACAAUAUAUUUUUAUUGACGACAUGAUCUUUACUUUCCUCAAUAGAACCUUAUUUGUUUGGCUAGACAAUGCAGUAUUUACUUUGCUAUUCAACUCAAUUUUAAAUAUAACCAAAAUAGUAUAGUACAAUCGGUUACAAAGUUAUGAUAUGCUUAUUUAAAAUUGGUUGUGCUGCUGAAAUAGUUUCAUAUGUCAAUCUAUAAACAAUCACUAUUAACGCUAAGCUUAUUAAAUAAACUCAUGCCAUUGUAUAUAAGUAACUGUGUUCGUUGCAUUUAAAUUUAACUUUCAUAGGUCAUAUUUAUUUGAGAGGAUGUUAAGCCAUCUUGAUAAAC
Messenger RNA from Dreissena polymorpha, 3360 nucleotides. RefSeq lists its product as uncharacterized. NCBI's taxonomy places the organism in Eukaryota, Metazoa, Mollusca, Bivalvia, Myida, Dreissenidae. The record is from RefSeq and is a predicted model, not a curated record. The coding region runs from base 33 to 554 and encodes 173 amino acids. The transcript is spliced from 5 exons.